AUGGCCAAUUCUCUAGAACCGAGGAGAGCCGAAGCUCCCCGAAGCGGGAGCCGAAGCCCAAGAGGCUGGGUUGGCUACGCGCCUGGCCGACAGGGUCGACCGGCUCUGGGGCAGGCGCUCGCCGACUCCCGACACGGCUCGGCUUCGCACAGAGAAUCCUGCGCCGAAGGCUUCGCCUGCCCCCGCCGCGAGCGGGGCCCGAGCCCGCCCGAGGCCGAGCCGAACUCAGCCGAAUGUUCCCGAGUCCGAAUACUCCCGAGCCUCGGCUCUCCUCCUGUCCGAAAGUGACCGAGCGCUGCCGGACGGGUUUCUCUGGCCUCGGCCCCGGUUCGGCUGUCAACUCCUGCAAGGCGGCUCGGUCGGGCCCCUUCGGGAGCAGAAGCGAAAAUGGCCGAAGGGGCGAACGGCGCUGGGCCGAGAGGCUGCCGGGAUCGGGGCGGACUCGGCGGGUGGGGGUGGGGCCGGGGCAAGAUGGCGGCCGCAAGGCGAGGAAACGCCUCCUUCACCAUGCUCUCAUCGGUACCUCUUCAGAUGCUCUUCUACCUCAGUGGAGCAUAUCACGCCUUCUACUUCCUGGCCACACUGCUGCUGCUGGUCUACAAAAGUCAGGUGUUCAGCUACCCACAGCAUCACCUGGUCCUCGAUCUGGCUCUGCUGGUGGCGACGGGGGUGCUGGAAGCAGUGGGGGUGUACUUUGGCACCAAGGGCAACCUGACGGAAGCCGAGGGACCGCUGGCUGUGAGCCUGCUCCUCACCGGGAUCACUGCCCUCCUCUGCACCUACUUCCUGCGCUGGCAGACCCUCGUGCUGUGGGUGGACGCGGCCCUGGGUGCCACGCGCCUGGCACUCCACGGCCUCGAGGCAGUCCUGCAGGUGGUCACCAUCGCGGCCUUCGUCAGCUAG
This is a messenger RNA of Trichechus manatus latirostris (Florida manatee), 903 nucleotides long. RefSeq names its product transmembrane protein 80 (gene TMEM80). Lineage: Eukaryota; Metazoa; Chordata; Mammalia; Sirenia; Trichechidae. Gene Ontology annotation, cellular component: ciliary transition zone. The record is from RefSeq and is a predicted model, not a curated record. Gene Ontology annotation, biological process: non-motile cilium assembly.